CCACGCACGCGUAGGGGACUACGGUUCCUCCCUCUGCGCAGGGUGCUGCCGGCUUGGCGCUUCAUCUGAUAGAUGAGGCUUCAGCGUUCUCGUAGGCUGUAGCCAGUCGACGAGCUUCUAUCCUUGCUCAACUGUUGACCAUGUUCCCCUCCGUGCCAAGGAUCAAGACUCGAGGAAUUCUUGUUGAUCCUUAUCCGCUGUCACAGAGCUCUUGUCGCUCCCUGCUUUUUGGCGUCACUGCUCCUUUCUUGGUAGCAUUCAGUCGGGGUGAAUAUGGGCAUCUUCCUAGGGACCGUUGCUUAUAUGAAGCAAGAAAUACUGGGGAAGGUCUCCAGCGGCCAUGGGAAAACUUCGCAAGCACAGGUCCAGAAAUAGCGCCGGCGAGACAUUCUCAACCCUCGGGUGUCCAGUUUUGUCGUAUUCCGACUCGGUGCCGAGUCGUGUCCGGGUUGGUAAGACGGGACUGCUUCGAACAAUAUAAGAUGGCAUCAGGCUGUCUUACACAUGGCGUACUCUAUGUCUAUUUGACGAACGUCUCCCAGUGGCGGGUUCUGCCGUGGAGGCACCCACUCCACAUGUGGUGUUCAACCACAAUGUCCAAAAAUAGCAUCACCUUUCGCCCGGAGGGUGUUUGGCGUCUCGCUGUGGUUGGCCGUUGGGAAGAAGUUGAAGGUUCAAAGCAACCACGACGAUAUAUCCUGCGCAUCCGCAUUCGGAAAUUCUGCAACUUUGGCGAGCCGCUGGGCUUUCUUGGUGUUGGAAGAGAGGACUGUUGGAAGAGAGUUAUGUAGGGCGGUUGAGGCAUCCACCUCACUGGUACUCUGUGGACGUGGUAGAGUUAUGUCGAGAUGAGACUGGUGGCUGCCAAAAGACACUUGAUUAACACCUUCGGGGCUCAACUUGACACAGUUGAUAGUAGGCUCUCUCCCUGCAUGUCGCGAUUCGCAAGUUGCCGCUCAGCCUGCGCAUCCCUGUUUCAAUGUCUUCCCCAACAGCGUCAAAGCUGCACCAGUCAGAAAACGAGUCCACCAUUCUCUGUUGGUUCUGAGCGGAUAGCCAGCCGCCACCAGUUUGAUGUUGUGUCUGAAG
Molecule: messenger RNA, 1089 nt
Organism: Colletotrichum godetiae
Lineage: Eukaryota; Fungi; Ascomycota; Sordariomycetes; Glomerellales; Glomerellaceae
Exons: 2
Coding region: 141-791 (216 amino acids)
Source: RefSeq, a predicted model, not a curated record